Molecule: messenger RNA, 2240 nt
Organism: Rhagoletis zephyria (snowberry fruit fly)
Lineage: Eukaryota; Metazoa; Arthropoda; Insecta; Diptera; Tephritidae
Gene: asun
Product: integrator complex subunit 13 asun
Biological process (GO): regulation of mitotic cell cycle; centrosome localization
Cellular component (GO): integrator complex
Source: RefSeq, a predicted model, not a curated record
AGUACUUGGUUUCAAGAUGAAAGUAUCGCGUACCUUUUUGUAUUUACUUGUAUCGAAACAUCCCUAAUUCGUAGUUAUAAACAAAACGAUGUCUGCAUACGACCUUAACCAGAAAACAAUAUUUGUGCUGGAUCACACGCAAUAUUUUAGCAUAUCUAGUGAGGACUACAUCCCAUUGGAACUGCUCAAAGGCAAACCUGGAAUUAUAGACCCUUCCAAAGAUGCCACUGCGGUUGGAGCGAGUGAUGUCCAGUUCAGCAAAAGUUUGUGGACUUGUUCAGUGGAAUCAUCGAUUGAAUAUUGCCGUAUAGUGUGGGAUCUCUUUCCACGUGGGAAACUUGUCCGCUUCAUUGUUAGUGACACGGCGGCGCAUAUUGUUAACACUUGGAAUCUUACCACACAGAAUAUGUCGCAUGUUUUGAACGCUAUGGCCCUUGUUGGCGUCCCCCAACGCAAUGCAAUGCAAUCCUCAGAUUUUUCGGUAAUACAUGGCUUACGUGCAGCUAUUGAGGCCCUCGCCGAACCCACAGAAAGUCAAUUAGCUCGAUUACAAGAGGGCGACAGUGGUGGGUUACUUUCGGGCGAGAAUGUCAUGCUUAAUAAAGGACGCGUAAUAUGUAUAACCUCGGCACGUGAUAACUCUAGCAUGAAAAGCCUGGAGGACAUAUUCCACACAGUACUAAUGCAACAGAAUACAUUAGCUGCUACCCAACGCAAAAUGAUACACAUUGACCACUGCCAUCUAGUGAUUAUCAAUGUCGUACCGCUUAACAUUGAUUCUCUAGUAACCAAUCGUGGAAAAAUAGAUUUGUCUCCGGUAUUAUCCACUGAAAUUCAUACCACAUGUGCACCUAAUAUUUCUAAUAAAUUAACGCACCUAAUUAUGAGCCACUAUGAUUUGGCAAGUACUACAGUAACGGGUAUACCUAUGAAAGAGGAGCAAAAUGCCAAUUCAAGCGCAAAUUACGACGUAGAAAUCUUACAUGCGCGAAAUGCCCACACUUCUAUAUGUGGUAGUGAAGCAUUACUUCCAACGAGUCGCAAAGAGGGUGCUGAAUACGAAACAGUUACCCUCAAGUGGUGUACGCCACGGGGUUGUGGGUCAUCUGACAUGCAACCUUGUUUAGCUCAGCACCGUGUAACACCGGUAGACGUCACAUCCCGCCCAAGCGCAUGUCUUAUUACGUUUUUAUUAAAUGGACGCUCAGUUUUGCUGGAAAUGCCAAGAAAAACUGGUGGAAAGACUACUAGUCAUUUACUUUCGGCUCGUGGGGGUGAAAUCUUUAUUCACGCUUUACAAAUCACACGUUCCUGUUUGGAAGACUUGCCUUCAAUCUCGGAAGGUCCUGGUGGUCGCGUAACCGACUAUCGUAUCUCCGACUUUGCCUCUUUUAUUAAAGCACAUCGCUUUGUGCCUCUUAAAGCCAAGCCAAAACCUGAAGAUAAUCUACAUAAAGCGCGUGAAAGGCUACAACGUCGCUCACGCUAUUUCCCGCUUACACUUAAUACAAGCUUGAUAUACAAUUUACAACGUAAUCUUAAUUGGGUUCCAUAUUUCUUGCGCAAGAUUAGCAAAGAAGAUAUGGAUAAAGCAGACGAGGCGCAAUGUCAGCAGUACAUUUUCGAAUUAUAUACCGCCGCUUCACGAGGAGAGCCAUUGCCGUUCCCAAAUAUGGGUGGAGGGCGGUUAAAGGGACAAAAAAAAGCUGACCAAUAUAAGUUAAUUUGCGCUGAGUUAGAAGUAUUGAUUCGUGCUUAUGCGACAACCUCGCACCAUAAAGUCAUACUAGAAAGUGUGCAAAAUGUUCGUGCUGCUUGUGGAGAUGCAACAGUCAAAACGGAGAAUGAUGGAAGCCGCGAUUCUACUACUAAAGCUGUAAUGCGGGAUUCUCCAAUGUCACCGCCGCACUCCAUAGAAAGUUCUAGCAGUGGCAGUAGUCUGCUUAAAACAAGUAAACGUAAUUUAAGUAGCGGAGGACAACGGUCACUUCUAGACAUCGUUACCAGUACAGAACGUAGCCAAUCUGCUAAACGUGUCGAUUUCUCGGGUCGUCUUUGUACACCGGUCGGACAAAUCGCCAAACUAUAUCCAGAUUUCGGUAAUAAAGAAAAAGAUACCAGCUCUGCUGCGUCUUCUGCAAGUGCUACAAAAGAGGAAGGUUUAAGCAUAAAGUUGGAAUUGGGCGUACGAAAUUAAAUUUAAAUAUGGUAAUUCUAUAGUCCAACAAUUUCGGAUAGGG